Messenger RNA from Ogataea philodendri, 627 nucleotides. RefSeq lists its product as uncharacterized. Lineage: Eukaryota; Fungi; Ascomycota; Pichiomycetes; Pichiales; Pichiaceae. Bases 1 to 627 code for a protein of 208 amino acids. The transcript is spliced from 2 exons. The record is from RefSeq and is a predicted model, not a curated record.
AUGGAUGAAAAUCCAGACCUUAUCUUAUCAAUAAACAGUUACCCUUCAAGACAGGGUAAGAGUAAAUACAAAGUGAGAGGGUUACGUAAGCAUUUGGGAAGCACCAACAACGCACUCCCGUGCACCAAUAAACAGGUGUCUACAGCAUUCAAUACUCAUCCUUUCGAUUACACAUCUAAUUUAGAACUUGGUGAAAGCCUUGGCCUUGGCCUUGGAAGAAGCAACCUUCACAACGUUGAAUCUCACAGUCUUGGAGAUUGGUCUACAUUGACCAACAGUAACAAUGUCACCCUCCUGGACUCUGAAAGCUGGAGAAACGUGAGCAGCGAGGUUCUUGUGUCUCUUCUCGUAUCUGUUGUAUUUUGGAAUGUAGUGCAAGUAGUCUCUUCUGAUGAUGAUGGUUCUGUGCAUUUUGGUGGACACAACAGUUCCGGUCAGGAUUCUACCUCUGAUAGAGACGGUACCGGUGAAUGGACACUUCUUGUCAAUGUAAGUACCCUCGAUGGCGGCCUUAGGAGUCUUGAAUCCCAAUCCGACGUCCUUGUACCAUCUCUUGGUUCUUCUAGAGGCCUUAGCCUUUGGGUUGGUGAAGAUGUGUGGUUGCUAAAUGUUAGAACGUUGAACUAA